Molecule: messenger RNA, 3978 nt
Organism: Amblyraja radiata (thorny skate)
Lineage: Eukaryota; Metazoa; Chordata; Chondrichthyes; Rajiformes; Rajidae
Gene: maoa
Product: monoamine oxidase
Exons: 15
Coding region: 193-1761 (522 amino acids)
Cellular component (GO): mitochondrion
Molecular function (GO): primary methylamine oxidase activity; flavin adenine dinucleotide binding
Source: RefSeq, a predicted model, not a curated record
CGGAGCACUGCAGUGGGACCAUUCAGUGGGCGGUAGACAACGCCGGGGCGGAGCUCUGCCGAGGGACCACUCCGUGGAAGGCGGAGCUGCAGGCUGAGGACGGCGUGACGGUGCCGGGGCGGACCUCCGCCGAGGAGCCACUCGGCUGAGUGUUGACACCGAGAGCGAAGCUCAGGCUUCGGCGGCGACAAGAUGACAAGCAACAGAUGUGAUGUGAUUGUCAUCGGCGGCGGCAUCUCAGGUCUUUCAGCAGCCAAACUGCUGACAGAAUCUGGGCAGAAGGUGGUGGUAUUGGAGGCGCGUGACCGAGUUGGAGGCCGGACUUUCACAACCAGAAAUAAUAAAGUGAAAUAUGUGGACCUGGGUGGAGCAUAUGUGGGUCCAACUCAAAACCGAAUCCUUCGUCUGUCAAAAGAAAUGGGCCUGGAGACCUACAAAGUCAAUGAGGUUGAGCAUUUAAUUUACUAUGUGAAGGGAAAAUCUUAUCCUUUCAAGGGCCCAUUUCCACCCAUGUGGAAUCCAUUUGCCUACAUGGAUUACAACAAUCUUUGGAGAACCCUGGAUGAUAUGGGAAAAGAGAUACCUGUUGAAGCGCCAUGGAAAGCACCCCAUGCUGAAGAAUGGGACAAAAUAACAAUGCAACAGUUGAUUGAUAAGCUUUGCUGGACCAAGGUUGCCAAGCUUUUUGCUACACUCUUUGUGAAUGUAAAUGUCACCUCUGAACCACAUGAAGUCUCAGCUCUUUGGUUCCUGUGGUAUAUCAAACAGUGUGGUGGGACAACGCGCAUAUUUUCAACUACUAAUGGAGGGCAGGAGAGAAAGUUUCUUGGUGGAUCUGGCCAGAUCUGUGAACAAUUAAUGAGCCGCCUUGGAGACUGUGUGAAGCUGCAAAAGCCUGUGAUGCGGAUUGAUCAAACACAAGAUCCAGUGGUUGUGGAGACUCUUGAUCAUGAACUGUUUGAGGCAAAAUAUAUUGUCAGUGCCAUUCCACCAACCCUCAGUCUAAAGAUUCAUUACGAACCACCCCUUCCAUCUCUGCGAAACCAGCUUAUCCAACGUGUUCCCAUGGGAUGUGUAAUCAAAUGCAUGGUAUACUACAAAGAAAACUUCUGGAGGAAGAAAGACUAUUGUGGAAGCAUGAUCAUUCAAGAUGAGGAAUCUCCUAUUGGCCUUACUCUGGAUGACAGCAAACCAGAUGGGUCGUUUCCUGCUAUCAUUGGGUUUAUCCUUGCUCGAAAAGCACGGCGUCUGGUAAAUCUCACAAAGGAAGAGAGGAUGCAGAAGAUCUGUGAGAUUUAUGCCAAGGUUCUUGAAACUGAUGAGGCAUUACAUCCUGUCCAUUAUGAAGAAAAGAACUGGUGUGAAGAGCAGUAUUCAGGUGGAUGUUACACUGCAUACUAUCCUCCAGGAAUUAUGACUCAGUAUGGCAAAACCCUGAGACAGCCAUUUCAGAAGAUCUACUUUGCUGGAACUGAGACAGCCACUGAGUGGAGUGGAUACAUGGAAGGUGCCGUGCAGGCUGGAGAGAGAGCAGCCAGAGAGAUUUUGUAUGAGAUGGGGAAAAUUUCAGAAAGUGAGAUUUGGCAGUCUGAGCCUGCUUCCAUGGAUGUUCCUGCAUUCCCAAUCAAGACAACUUUCUGGGAGAGAAACCUGCCUUCGGUUCCAGGAGUCAUCAAGCUUUUUGGAUGGUCAGCGUUCCUCACUUCUGCAGCUGCUGCAGGGUUCAUUGUGUAUAAAAAGGGACUCCUGAAAAAUAAUUAAGUUGGAGAACGUUUGACGGUGGACCUUACUGCACACUUACUGUCAACAUCACGUCAGUUGUGAUAAUCGUCUAAAAAAAUUCCUGCUUACCUAAUACAAUGAUUGAGUUUCCCAUAAGGAAAUCUGUAGAUUAAAAUAUCAUCAUGAAUCCUCAUUGAACUUUACUAAAAUUUUACAUUAACCCAUUGGGAGAUAAUAAGGAUCGUGAACAAUAUUGACAAUAUUACUGAUUUUGCAUGUAUGUUUAUGUUUUGAUAUGACUUGAUUUCACCUGAUUUUAUGCACUACAUAACCAUAUUUUAGAUUUUAGAAUUUGUCUUUACCUUUUCUGGACAUAAAUUCCUAGAUUAUUUUCCUAGUUAAUGUGCUCGUUGUUUCAAUUGAAACAUUUUGCCUAUAAUUUUGUUUACAGUAACUGAGUCUUAUCAGAGAAGCUGUUGUAUAAUACAUAGAAUUAAGUGAUAUUAAAACACCAACAAUUCUUAUUAUUAUCCAGCUAUUUUAGACAGCAAUGCCUUUUAAAAUUUCUAACAUAUAUUUAAUACCUCUGAGGUGUAUAUAAACACUCUAGUUAUAUAAACUUCUAGUUAAAAGAAAUUGAGGGAGACAUUAUAGUGGGUGGUAUUGUGCACAUGAAUUGUGUUCUUCCGCCGCGAGGAAUUCGCUUCUUUACAGUAUCUGUGAAAAGCUGAUCAAUUUGGUCAACAGAUUUUAGGCAGCUCAACCAUCAUUUGUUUUCGCAGUUUCUUGAGGUAUUGCAUGAAAACCUUUUUUUUUUUCUUAAUGGCAUAGAUUUUCCAUUUAUAUUGAUUAAAAUAACAUAUAAUGGUCAUUUAAAAACCAGAAAUCGAUGCUGCAGACUCACUUUAUACUCCACAACCAAUUGUGGUACUUAGCUCCAGGUAUCUCUAAUCAAACUAUUUUGUUAAAAUUGUUUUGGAAAUAGACAAGUGCUGAUGUCACUGUACUUUUCAAACUUGAAAGACUGAAAGGAAAUGUCAAAAGAUUUAAUUUUAACAUAGAAACAUAGAAAAUAGGUGCAGGAGGGGGCCAUUCGGCCCUUCGAGCCAGCACCGCCAUUCAUUGUGAUCAUGGCUGACCAACAUGUUGGUUUGUGUUUCUGAAUGAAAACAUCCUUGCACUUCCAGAUAUAGGCAUUUUUCAAUAUUUUCAUCCACAUUUGGAUUUUCUUAUAUUCAUGAAAAUAAAGCUGAGGCUAAUUAUAGCAACAUAAAUUUAUUUAAAUUCUGAAUAAAUUAUAUAUUUAUAUAUCUGACACUAAAUGCAAAACCUUUUCCCUUCUGAUUAUUAUACGUUGAGCAAAGAUUUUAUUUUGCCAAUUAAUUAAUUCAUUAUAUUAAUCAUUUGAAAUUGUAUGAUUUAGCAAACUGAGAUAAAAUAAGAAAUUAUGUUAAAAUUCAGGAUCUAGAUUGAUAACAUUAUAUCAGCAGAAGCAGGUAAUUUCCAAGAAGUUGCAUGACAAACAAAUGUAUGUGAUAAUGAAUCCCAAAUAUUAUGAGUACAUGUUGAACAUCAAUGUGAGUUCAGUGUAAUUGUGCUACAGCAGAUAUGAAAAUACAGUGAUGGAUGGUGCAAUUUGCGUAUCAGUGUCUGUGGCAAAAAUCUAUAUAUUGGAACAUUCUACAGUGAUGCUGAUAUUGUCUUUUUUUAAAAGACUGAGUUUAGUCUUUGUGCCUUAUUCCAAUGUGGUGUUUUCAUUUUCUCAAGUGCCUAUGUGGCUGUCUUCAGUGUGCACAUUUUCAGGCUGUAAGAUUUGAAAAUUUUAUAAUGUUUCUUGUAACUUUGUAUUUCUGUACUGGUACACAGACAACGUAAAUUUGGUAUAAUCUGUAAUGCGCUGAUAGAUACAAAGGUCAGUGUUUUGUUUGAAUCAUGCCCAUUACUCAUUAAUAUCUUUAUUGCUAAAUGGAGCUAAUGAUAGUUUAAUUCCAUAGAAGAUUAUUAAUCAAUAAUGUAAGGUCUAGGUGGGUCACAUCUUAUUGCUCUGUAGAAUAUUAAGAGAAAAUGCAAGGAACUUAAUAACGCACGCUAGCAGAUUUUGCAAUACAUUUUCCGUACAUUUAAUAAAUAAAAAUCAAACAUUUGCUCAAUCAUGUGAGAUCGAGUGUUAUAAAUCAAUCUUGUGCUUAUAAGAAUUGAAAUGAAUACUGUUGGUUACUGAUCUGGUAAUAAAACUGACGUGAACAUUUUGUUGGA